Messenger RNA from Onthophagus taurus, 2144 nucleotides. The record is from RefSeq and is a predicted model, not a curated record. NCBI's taxonomy places the organism in Eukaryota, Metazoa, Arthropoda, Insecta, Coleoptera, Scarabaeidae.
CCUAGCGUCAACAAAUAAUCUAAACGCAGUUCCAUGUCAGUUAGCAGGUUGUUCUGAACGUUACAGUGAUGUGUUGGUUUUAUCGCGUAAAAUCCGACCAAUUUCGGCGAAAAAUCUAAUAAAAAUAACCUAAAAAACAUUUAAAUUGAAACACGUUUUUAAUUCAUUGUGAAAGUUCUCCAACAAAAUUUGGAUUAGUUUUCUUUUUUUUUUGGCUCAGAAAAAGGUCAAAAGUAGAUCAGACUGCGACAAUGUCGCACCACAGCGAUGAUAACAUGUUAAUAGCUACGAGCGAUUCAUUUUGGGAGCCGGGAAAUUAUAAAAGAACGACUAAACGGAUUGAAGACGGAUAUAGACUGAGUAACGAUUUGAUUACAUUAAUUCAAGAACGGGCAGAAAUAGAAAAGAAUUAUGCGAAAAGUUUGAAGGCGUGGAGUAAGAAAUGGAACGAUAUUAUUGAAAAAGGACCUGAAUACGGAACUACAGAGGCAGCUUGGAAAGGAAUUUUGGGAGAAGCCGAUCGGCGAUAUGAUGUUCAUACGAAAAUAAGGGACAAUUUGAUUAAUGAUGUUACAAGUAAAAUUAAAUUAUGGCAAAAGGAUAAUUAUCAUAAGAGUAUGAUGCAAAUUAAGGAACGAAAAGAUAUGGAAGAUUCGUUUAAAAAGGCUCAAAAACCAUGGGUGAAAUAUCUACAGAAAGUAGAUAAAGCUAAAAGCGAUUAUCACACCGCUUGUAAAACCGAAAAGUCCGCGACGAAUCAAGAAAGGAAUGCAACUGGAGAUAGCUCAAUAUCUCAAGAUCAGGUGAAAAAAAUGGCAGAUAGAGUACAAAAGACAAAGGAAGAAGUGCAAAAGAAUCGCGACAAAUACAAUCAAGCCCUUCAAGAAAUCAACAGCUAUAAUCCCAAGUACAUGGAAGAUAUGACGGUUGUAUUCGAUAAGUGCCAAGAAAUCGAAGCUCAGAGACUGUCCUUUAUUAAGGAAACUUUAUUCGACAUUCAUAAGCAUUUAAAUAUUUCACAGGAUCCAGUGUUGCCACAAAUUUACGAAGAACUUUACCACACCAUUAACAAUGCUGAUCAUGAAAAAGACUUGAAAUGGUGGAGUAAUAACCACGGGGUGAAUAUGGCAAUGAAUUGGCCACAAUUUGAGGAGUACACAGAGGAAUUCAGAGACAUUGCAAAGGGCAAAUCAAAGGAUUCUGGAACGGCUGGAAUCAUGCUGAUCAAUCAAAGACCAGUAGGAGAAGAAUUGCAUGAUUAUUCCGUGAAUAAUAAAGCAUCAGUUAAAACGAAAUCAACCACAAAACUAAAUACAGAUGUUUCACAAAAAUCCAGCGAAACGAAAACUUCACCAAAAGUUGAAAGUCCAACAAAUCAAGCUUCAAUGAUAACAAAUGGUUCUAACGCAAAAGAAGCCAAUCCUUUUGAAGAAGAAGAUUGGGAAGAAAGUGACGCUUUGGUUGAUAAUGGUGAGCCAGGUGUCCCUGUUAAAGCUCUUUACGAUUACGAAGGGGCGGAAAAUGAUGAAUUAAGCUUCAAACAAGGUGAUGUUUUUGAAAAAUUAGAAGAUGAAGACGAACAAGGUUGGUGUAAAGGACGCAAAGAAGGUCGUGUAGGUCUUUAUCCAGCAAAUUAUGUUGAAGAAGUUAAUCAUUGAUUUUAAUUAUUAAUAAAAAGUUUUAAAAAUAAAAAGGAGCUUUGCUCAAAAUUUAAAAACAAUAUGGAGAGGAAAUGAAACGAAAUAUUUAGAAAAACGAAAAAAUUAAAAAAGGUUUCUUUUAUUUUAGAGUAUUGUACAAAUGUAUUAAGUAGGUAUAAGGAACACCAAGAUAAUUUAUGAAAUAUACCCAUUAAUAUUGGUUAUAAAAUUGAAAAAGUAGAAGGAAAUAGGCCUAUUAUAUGUUUUAGAACAUGAUAUGUAUGUAUAUAAAUAAACACAUACGAGAAAUAGUGGAAUAAAAAACCAAUAACAUUUAAAAAACAUACAAGUUAACGUUGAUAUAUGUGUAAAUUAUUUAUAAUAGGAGUACUACUUUGAUUAAAUAUUUGUUUCUGUACAUAAAUGAAGAAAUUUCAGUUAUUUUAAAACUCGACUUUAAUUUAAUCCUUAUUCUAAUACAAUUAUAAUAAAUUAAUAUCUAUA